CCCCCAAAUCCCUAUUCUUUCUCUCUGCCAUGUCGUCCUCUCUUCUUCAAUCUAGGGUUCCCACCGCACUCUCUUUCUCUUCAUCUAUCGCCGGCGGCACUAAACCCCAAUGGCGCUUUACCUCCGCACCUGCCGUUACAUUUACUCGCCGCACCAGGAAUUCCACCAUCCAUGCUAAAAUCAGAGAGAUCUUCAUGCCUGCACUCAGCUCCACCAUGACUGAGGGCAAGAUCGUGUCUUGGAUCAAGUCCGAAGGCGAUGUUCUUUCCAAGGGGGAGUCCGUUGUCGUUGUUGAAUCUGAUAAGGCUGAUAUGGAUGUCGAAACUUUUUACGAUGGAAUUCUUGCCGCUAUUGUUGUCGCUGAGGGUGAAUCGGCUCCAGUCGGUGCUCCCAUUGGUUUAUUAGCGGAAACUGAAGCUGAAAUUGAAGAAGCUAAAGCGAAAGCCGCUGGUGCUGGUAGUUCAGCUCCCUCCACGCCUGCUGCUUCCGCUCCUUCUCCGCCACCGCCACCGGCUCCGGUUGCUGCCGCUCCUACACCAGUUGCGGCCCCUGUUGCGGCCGAUGGACCGAGGAAGAUUGUUUCGACACCUUUUGCUAAGAAGCUGGCGAAACAGCACAAGGUUGAUAUAAAUAAGUUGGUUGGGACUGGGCCCUUUGGGAGGAUUACUCCUGCAGAUGUUGAAGCAGCUGCCGGAAUCGCCCCUGCAAAAAGCUCAGCCGCCCCUGUAACUGCUGCUGCUCAUGCCCCUGCGGCAGCAGCUGCUGCUGCCCCGGCUAAAUCCGCACCCACAUUUGCUGAAAUUCCUGGGGCAACUAUUGUUCCAUUUACCACAAUGCAAGCUGCGGUCUCAAAGAACAUGAUUGAAAGCUUGUCUGUGCCAACCUUCCGUGUUGGUUACCCGAUUAUAACAGACGCUCUUGAUGCUCUAUAUGAGAAGGUCAAGCCUAAGGGUGUUACCAUGACCGCUUUGCUAGCAAAGGCUGCUGCUAUGGCCCUUGUUCAGCACCCUGUUGUAAAUGCAAGUUGCAAAGAUGGAAAGAGCUUUACUUAUAACAGUAGCAUCAAUAUUGCUGUGGCUGUGGCUAUCAAUGGCGGUUUGAUUACCCCUGUUCUUCCAGAUGCUGACAAGUUGGAUCUUUAUCUGUUAUCCCAAAAAUGGAAGGAGCUUGUGGAGAAAGCACGGUCGAAGCAACUUCAGCCCCAUGAGUACAACUCAGGGACUUUUACUCUAUCCAACUUGGGCAUGUUUGGAGUGGAUCGCUUCGACGCUAUUCUUCCUCCUGGACAGGGGGCUAUUAUGGCUGUUGGAGCUUCAAAGCCUACUGCUGUUGCUGAUAAAGAUGGAUAUUUCAGCGUGAAAAGUCAAAUGCUGGUAAAUGUUACCGCUGAUCACCGAAUUGUAUAUGGAGCGGACUUGGCUGCUUUCCUUAAAACAUUCGCAAAGAUUGUUCAAGAACCCGACAGCUUGACGAUGUAAAAGGUUUCGGUUUUCUCAUAACAGUUACAUGAUAGACCGAACCGUUGGGUUUGCGGCGGUAGCACUCUUUGGUUUCUAGCAUAUGCAAUACCAUGUUGUGCUUCUAUUUUUCUCUCUUUUUUCUCGUUACUCAGAGAUUCUUUUAGGCAUUUCGAACGGGUGAAUAAAGACUUCAACGACAAAAAGAAAGAUCGAUCCCAUUUUCUUGAGGGUUUAGGAACUCGAUUUCUUGUUGCUUGGUUUUCUUAUUACUAGGGUUUUUAAUCUCCCCAUAUCAGGGUUUUGUUUUAGUGGAUUAAUUGUUAUCUCGUGGAUGGAAUAUGUUUGUUGCUAGAAAUUUUAAAUCUUGGGGUGAUUGGUAUUGAAUAAUGAUUUCAUCAA
Cynara cardunculus var. scolymus (artichoke) is the source of this 1859-nucleotide messenger RNA. Its product is annotated as dihydrolipoyllysine-residue acetyltransferase component 4 of pyruvate dehydrogenase complex, chloroplastic. The transcript is spliced from 6 exons. The record is from RefSeq and is a predicted model, not a curated record. Lineage: Eukaryota; Viridiplantae; Streptophyta; Magnoliopsida; Asterales; Asteraceae. Gene Ontology annotation, biological process: pyruvate decarboxylation to acetyl-CoA. Bases 30 to 1478 code for a protein of 482 amino acids. Gene Ontology annotation, cellular component: pyruvate dehydrogenase complex; chloroplast thylakoid; chloroplast envelope. Gene Ontology annotation, molecular function: dihydrolipoyllysine-residue acetyltransferase activity.